Molecule: messenger RNA, 2511 nt
Organism: Aspergillus tanneri
Lineage: Eukaryota; Fungi; Ascomycota; Eurotiomycetes; Eurotiales; Aspergillaceae
Gene: NPR3
Product: nitrogen permease regulator 3 family protein
Exons: 2
Coding region: 1-2511 (836 amino acids)
Biological process (GO): negative regulation of TORC1 signaling; TORC1 signaling; positive regulation of autophagy
Cellular component (GO): GATOR1 complex
Source: RefSeq, a predicted model, not a curated record
AUGUCCUCAAUUGCACGUCCCCCAGAUCCCUGCCUAGUGGCAAUUGUCUUGAUUGUCCGGUCGCGAGCCGGUCCUCGCUUCGUGUUCCAUUACCCUCCCAAUCCGCUCAGCGAGAAUGGACUACGAUCCGCCGCCGCCAAAGCGCGCCGGGCCUCGCGAACCAGGAGCAGACAAGGUUCAAAGAGCAAUGAUUCAAUUUCCAGUGAAGAUAGUCGAUCGACAUCCGAUGAGGACGAGGAGGAACAUCAUACACACAGCCAAAAUCCCAGCGUAACUCACCUGGCCGGUAGCGCCGUUUCGGCGACCACCGGUCGGCGGUCGAGUAACUUCGGCCUGGACAACCAUGGAUCUAUGUCGGUUUCACCGGGUGGUGACUCCCAGCGGGCCGGAUCCGUCAGUUCGAACCGCAAGUUAUUGAGAAAGCGCGGGGGCGCUUCCGACGUGGAGGACGACCCCGGAGCUGCGUCGGAUAGACCGGAGGAUGGCCCGGGAGGAGGAGCAGGAGGAGGAGCAGGAGGAGGAGGAGGCGGGGGACCUUUCCGUCCGCCGUGGGAGUCAAUGCUUGGUCUCCCUGCAGAUGUGUGGGAGAAGCUACUGAGUCCAUCACGAUCGUGGCAUAAGCGGCGCUUUGAGGUCGGGAUCAACGAUCUGGCUUUCGUGGGGUGGCCCGUCUUUGUUCGUGAAGAGGGAACAUGGAGGAAGCGGCGGCGAAAGCAGAAGAAACCGCGGGCGGAGUGGGAAGGAGGUGAACUUGGACACAAUGAGAAUGUCGAGGAUACGCAGGACGAUGGCGGAGAUGUGAUGGCAGCGUCAUCGGAGACUUUGAGUCCGAGCUUAUUGACGGCCGCUGAAUCCCAGCGAGCGUCAAUAGCCAAUAGUAGGACCGGAUGGACAGCAGGUGAGUCGCUGGAUGUCGAGGAUAAGGAUUCGAUGACGAUGUUUAAUGUGGUUUUUGUGCUGGAUCCGCCCUUACUGGAAUACUCCAUGCGCAUCCGCGAAGUAUAUGACAAUAUCAUCAAGAAAUUCGCCAAAGCUUUGAAAUGGGAACAGGCUCGGACAGACUAUGUCUGGCGGGAGGCCCAGAACAUCUCUCAUCUCAAAGAGAAGGCAAAGGAGAAAAGAACAUCUAUGAAUACCCUCUACUCGGAGCUCAUUAGCCAGUCGUCGCUGGCCAGAGCGAUAUACACGGUGUAUUCUAGUAUCUCGGCAUCUAAGAUUGCUUCUGUCUCGUUGAGCCCGGACGUGUCCAUCUCCCUCCAGAUUCCUCCUCUGACCUCGACACCCUAUCUUCCUGGUCCAACCGAUAAGGCUUUUCCUGGUCUCUGGCUCACCACAGCCGACAGCGUUACUCCAGCGGAUGACCCAGCUGCCGACGAGAAUGCCGCACCCCAUCAGGUGCCCGCCAAACAUUUUGCGCUGCUUUUACUUGACAACGAGGCCACCAUCCUCAAAGACGUUGAGUCAUCUGGGGGUGCCUUGGCCCCCGCUCUUGCUCAUUAUAUUCGGUGUACAAAGCCGACGAAGUCAUUUGCCCAAAUAUCUGCAUCGUCCGGGAUUCCUCUCUCAAUGAUCCAAAUGUUGGCGAGCCAUCUCGUGUACUGGAGACGGGCACGGGCUAUACCGCCAAUCCACCAACGGGACACUUUCAUUGUGUCCCCGAACUGUGAUCUCAGCAAACUCGAGGUGGCUACAGCCGCUUACCAGGCAGCAUUUCCCACGCUUCCAAGUCUCCCAAAGAUGUUGUCGGCCAUGAGUGGGACCCCCAGACCGUAUGGGAGCUUUAUCCCCAGUAAAGAUCACAAAGAAACGUAUUUCGCCAUAUUGGCAUGGCUACUACGUGGAGGGUGGGUUACUCAACUUCGCUCGUUCGCAAGAGUUAAAGUCACCCCGGAAAUCAAAAUGGCCGUUGAGACGGCUCUCCGACGGGAGGAGAUUGACAAGUACCUGAGCAAGCGGGAGACCACCACUAUUUCUUCCGAUACAGCUCAACAGCAUGACGAUUUUGAUGAUACUAGUUCAUCCUCGUCAUCCUCGCUUGCAAGCCAAGGCAGCGGUGAAGAAACUCCAAUACCAGGCCGGAACACAGCUGACACUGACCUGCGUAUGUCCCAUUCACUGUUAGACCGAAACACGUCAUUGAAAACGUCGUCACUGAUUCUGUUUCCUCAUCGUGCCUCGCCGCUAGAAUCUCGAUGGCUGGAUGAGAUUGUGGCAAGAUUCCCCCAACACUCUCGGGUCUCGGGCCGUGGCUGGGGAGGCAGACCCAGCGGUGAUAUUGCAGAGGGUGACCCGGAAUAUGCGGGACUUCGAAACUCACUAAAGGAGUACUGGCCGAUUUAUAUCAAAUACUUUAACGGGUAUGACGCGCUCGAAAAGAUUCCCGUGCGAGAGAAUCUCAAGCGCAAACUGGUCUGGCAGGUCCUUACGCGUCUGGGAUUAGUGACAAGUUCUCAGCCAUCCAUUGAAUUGGAUCCGGCUGAACAGGUCUUGGUCAGCGUACGACAUUGGUAA